AUGACCACAGUAAAAGAGCCUGUUCUCGAAGUCGAAGCACCUUCACCAACAAUUGGCACACCGACUAUGGGUUCCUCCAUCUCUGGCAUCCUCCAUAUCCCGGAGUCAAAGGAUGGUUUCUUUGGUUACAAUGAAGAGAAGAGUUUGCAGCAUAUUGAGGAGAAGUACUGGGCACACCGUCGAGGAUCCGACGCCCAUUCUGAAGCGAGUCACAAACCAAUCCUUCACCAACAACAUGCUGUCGGAGACGUAUUCGACGAAGAUGAAGAAAACCUGGGUAAACUCAAGCAACUUACUGGAGAGACCCAUGCCGCAGAGGUAAUCCUGAAUGCAGAGACUUUACACCUUCUUCAAUCGCUUCAGAAAUGUCUUGAGCUACGCGACAAGUAUAUGAUCAAAUCGCGCCAGCGCCUCGGUGAUGAUCCGCGCGACUAUGAUGGGCAUUUCAAACCACUGGGCGACGAUUACGCGGACGUGUCUGGUGUUCGUCCCGAUGUCCCGGCACUCAGUACCUCUGAGCCCAAGUCACAGCAAAAUUCGUUCAAGAAAUGGAACAUAUAUCCCAAGCCGCCACCACCUCACUGGCAUUGGAAGGAUAAGGAGGUCAUCAGCGCUGACGGGACGCGUAAAUCGGGCGACGACGAAUUCGAAUUUGCAAAUUGCGAAAUUCCAGGAGAACAUAAAGGGUGGUCGUAUGAGAUUGAUGUAAAGGGUGUAUUUCAAGUCUACGACGAUACUGAAGUUACGGUCAAGGAAGAAGAGAUGAAACCGGAAAAGAAGCCUGCAUUCGAUAUCCCAGAUAUCCGCGAAUACUUCCUCGACCUUGAAUAUGUUCUCGGCGUCAUCGCGGAUGGCCCAACCAAAAGUUUUGCAUACCGCAGAUUGAAAUAUCUUUCGAGCAAAUUCACUAUGUAUAGUCUUUUGAACGAAUUUCAAGAACUGGCGGAUAUGAAGAAAGUUCCUCAUCGUGACUUUUACAAUGUGCGUAAAGUGGAUACCCACGUUCAUCACUCGAGCAGCAUGAACCAGAAACAUUUGCUACGCUUUAUCAAGUCCAAAAUGAAGCGCAGCCCCAACGAUGUGGUCAUUUUCCGAGAUGGGCAACAUCUGACUCUAUCGCAAGUGUUUGAAUCGCUCAAGCUGACGGCAUACGAUCUUUCCAUCGAUACCCUUGACAUGCACGCUCAUCAGGACUCUUUCCAUCGAUUCGAUAAAUUCAAUCUGAAGUAUAAUCCUAUCGGAGAAUCUCGCUUGAGGGAGAUCUUCCUCAAAACUGAUAAUUAUAUCCAUGGCCGCUAUCUUGCAGAACUUACGAAAGAGUUGAUGAAUGAUUUGGAACAGAGCAAAUACCAGAAUGUGGAAUGGCGUGUCAGUAUUUAUGGCAGAAGCCUAGACGAGUGGGACAAACUGGCGAAAUGGAUCGUUAACAAUAAACUGUUCUCGCACAAUGUUCGAUGGCUUAUACAAGUACCUCGAAUCUACGAGGUUUACAAGGCGAAUGGUUCCGUCAAAACAUACGAAGAUAUCGUCGUUAAUGUCUUCAAGCCUUUGUUCGAAGUCACAAAAGAUCCCAGAAGCCACCCUGAACUUCAUGUCUUCCUCCAGCGUGUAGUCGGAUUCGACACUGUCGAUGACGAGUCGAAGAUCGAACGGCGAAUCCAUAAGAAGUUCCCCUAUCCAAGGUUAUGGGAUUUCCCCCAAUCACCUCCAUACUCUUACUGGCUGUAUUACAUGUUUGCUAACAUGGCCAGUUUGAACAAUUGGCGACGACUACGUGGUUUCAACACCUUUGUUUUCCGACCUCACUGUGGUGAAGCAGGAGAUACCGACCAUCUCACAUCCGCUUUCCUUACCUCUCAUUCCAUUUCGCACGGAAUCCUGCUGCGCAAGGUACCAGCACUCCAAUAUCUUUUCUAUUUGAAGCAGAUCGGCAUCGCUAUGAGCCCUCUCAGCAAUAAUGCACUAUUCCUGACAUAUGAGCGGAAUCCUCUGCCCGACUUUUUCAAGACCGGGUUGAACGUCAGUUUGAGCACUGAUGAUCCUUUGCAAUUCCAUUUCACCAAGGAACCGCUACUGGAGGAGUACAGCGUCGCCGCCCAUAUUCUUAAGCUGCCUCAAAGUUCUUUGGCCGAACUCGCCCGCAACUCGGUGAAACAGAGCGGGUUUGAGAUGGAAGUCAAGCGGCACUGGCUCGGCGACAAGUGGUACCUCCCGGGCGCUGCUGGCAACGACAUCAACAAGACGAAUGUGCCGAACAUCAGAUUGGCGUACCGCCAGCAAACCCUUCUGGGUGAGCUGGACAUGAUCAAGGGGAAAUCUUCUGGGCCGCAGAGCUCGAAUCAGAGCCCAGCUGUGCGAGAGACUAUUUUGCCUACUGCCGACGUUGUAGCUGCCAAGACGAUGGCGAAGGCACCUGCGUAA
Messenger RNA from Psilocybe cubensis, 2421 nucleotides. RefSeq lists its product as uncharacterized. The record is from RefSeq and is a predicted model, not a curated record. The transcript has 15 exons. Gene Ontology annotation, cellular component: cytosol. The coding region runs from base 1 to 2421 and encodes 806 amino acids. Lineage: Eukaryota; Fungi; Basidiomycota; Agaricomycetes; Agaricales; Agrocybaceae. Gene Ontology annotation, biological process: IMP salvage; AMP metabolic process. Gene Ontology annotation, molecular function: AMP deaminase activity.